This is a messenger RNA of Megalops cyprinoides (Indo-Pacific tarpon), 3610 nucleotides long. It is a transcript of the gene lingo2b, whose product is annotated as leucine rich repeat and Ig domain containing 2b. Gene Ontology annotation, cellular component: plasma membrane. Gene Ontology annotation, molecular function: protein binding. The transcript has 5 exons. The coding region runs from base 841 to 2697 and encodes 618 amino acids. The record is from RefSeq and is a predicted model, not a curated record. NCBI's taxonomy places the organism in Eukaryota, Metazoa, Chordata, Actinopteri, Elopiformes, Megalopidae.
GAGUACUCUGCGUCUCUUCUGCUGUGCUGGAAAAGAGAAAUAAACAAGAUAGUGAAUAAAAUAAAAGAGAGAAAACACAGGCAUACACACACAGGCAGUGCAAAGCCCCACCUCUGUCAUUUACCUGAGGGUGAAGCCUCAAAGUUUUGCACGCAGAGCAGCUUUGCAGACAAUGGGAUGAACUGAAAGGGUGAUUUGUCAAGGUGGGAAAGCACUGACUGGCUCGAGCCACUCACAGAGAGACCUUGCGCGCGUGGAGCGCUCUCUCCCCUAUCUUUCCACUCAUCGUUCCCUGCGCUCGAGCGAGCACCAGCGGGGUUUCUCAAACGGCGAGUUGAAAAUACAAGGGGGGAAAGAAGUGAAACCGACAUAAUAGAAAGGGAAACUAUACAGAGAGGGAUAAGCAAAAAAAAAAAACAAAAACACAUCGUUUCUCCCAUUCUGGUCGUAAGCCUUUGACACGCAGAACUGAGCCGCGUCGCUGCACGGACUGUAGCGCGCGCAGGGCUGUGCGCUCCUUCAGCCAGCUAAUCUUGUGGACUAAAGGACUGCGAGCGGCGUUUCAAGUUCUGCUCAUCGCACAUCUCGGCCUGGCUGAAUGCACCAUGCUGUCCUGAAUCCAGGAGCCAAGGCGACGCCCCGAUGUGGAAGCGCUACCCGCCGUGGUUAUGAGGACAGGAGGGAUUUUAAAGUGACUGCACUUCUCGGCGCUGAGAUUUAGUGGACAUCUGUUUCUGAAGAGCUCUGCAACCAGGAUUAAUAUGCUGACAGAAAAGAAUUAAGCGUGCACAGACAGCAUGGCUGAAAUGGAGAUGGCUUCUCAGAGUGAGCUUUGACAGAAUGGUAGACUGCAUCGGCAAAGUCAUGCUGCACACGGCUAUCUCAUGCUGGCAACCGUUCCUGGGGCUUGCCCUUAUCGUCAUCUUCGUCAGCUCCGCCCUCGGUUGCCCCGCCCGCUGCGAGUGCUCCGCCCAGACCAAGUCCGUCAUCUGCCACCGCAAGCGCCUGCUGAGCGUCCCCGAGGGCAUCCCCAUUGAGACCCGCAUCCUGGACCUCAGCAAGAACAAGCUGCGGAGCGUCAACCCCGAUAACUUCUCUUCCUACCCGCAGCUGGAGGAGCUGGACCUCAGUGACAACAUCAUCAGCUACGUGGAGCCCGGCGCCUUCAACGCCCUCAUCAACAUGCACACGCUCAGCCUGAAGAGCAACCGCAUCAAGCUCAUCCCCCUGGGCGUGUUCACCGGCCUGGCCAACCUCACCCUGCUGGACAUCAGCGACAACAAGAUCGUCAUCCUGCUGGACUACAUGUUCCAGGACCUGCGCAACCUCAAGACCCUGGAGGUUGGGGACAACGACCUGGUGUACAUCUCGCACCGCGCCUUCUGCGGCCUCCUGAGCCUGGAGACGCUGACGCUGGAGCGCUGCAACCUGACGGUGGUGCCCACAGAGGCCCUGUCCCACCUGCGCAACCUGGUCAGCCUGCAGCUGCGCCAGCUCAGCAUCAACGUCCUGCACCCCUACUCCUUCAAGAAGCUGUUCCGCCUCCGCUACCUGGAGAUCGACAGCUGGCCCUCCCUGGACGAGGUCCCCGCCAACACCUUCCACGGCCUCAACCUGACCACCCUCUCCAUCACCAACACCAACCUGUCCUCCUUCCCCUACCAGGCCCUCCGCCACCUCCCUUACCUCACGCACCUCAACCUGUCCUACAACCGCGUCAGCUACAUCGAGGGGGGCAUGCUGCAGGACCUGGUGCGCCUUCGCGAGCUGCGCCUGGCCGGCGCCCAGCUGGCCGCCAUCGAGCCCUACGCCUUCCAAGGCCUCCGCUCGCUCAAGGUCCUCAACGUCUCGCACAACCAGCUGGACACGCUGGAGCGGGCCGUCUUCCAGGCCCCCGAGGCACUGGAGAAGCUGCUGAUCGACGGCAACCCGCUGGUGUGCGACUGCCGCCUCAUGUGGCUCCUUCAGCGCCGAUACUCCCUCCACUUCGGCGACGCCCAGCCCGAGUGCAGCACCCCGGAAGGGGUGCGCGGCCGGCCCUUCCGCGAGUUCAAGGAGUCCCUGCUCUCCUACUACGUGACCUGCACCAAGCCGAAGAUCCGCGAGAACAAGACGCAGCUGCUGUUCGUGGACGAGGGGCAGCCGGCGCGGCUGUACUGCAGCGCCGACGGGACGCCUCGGCCGGUGGUGACCUGGUUCACCCCGCGCCGGCGCCAGAUCACCAACAAGAACAACGGGAGGGUGACGGUGCACAGCAGCGGCAUGCUGGAGAUCAAGGUCUCAGAGGUGCACGACAGUGGCGUGUACGUCUGCAUGGCAACCAACGCGGCGGGGAACGACACCCUGUCAGCCUCGCUGGCCGUGAAAAGCCUUGGCAUUAGCGACAGGUCUCUCUAUGCCAACAGGACCUCGCAGUACUACACGGACCUCAACAACACCGCCGCCAACGGGACCAACCUCUACAACAUGACCUUUGGCCUGGACCUAAAGACCAUUUUGGUGUCCACGGCCAUGGGCUGUUUCACGUUCCUGGGGGUGGUCCUCUUCUGCUUCCUGCUCCUCUUUGUGUGGAGCCGUGGGAAGGGGAAGCACAAAAGCAACAUCGACAUCGAGUACGUCCCGCGGAAGUCCAACGGGGCGGGGACGGAGGGCGCCGAGCAAGCGGGACCUCGCCGGGUCAACAUGAAGAUGAUUUAAUGCCAUUAACGAAUCAAGGUAGGAAAAAAAAAAUAAUUCACACGAGACUACAAUGGGAGUAGCAACAGCGGUCAGAAAGGACUACUGCAGCCUCACACCCAGAGGCCUCGAGGGGACGGGUGACGCGCUGUAUUCUGCAGGGACAAGAGUGAGCAUGCCCAGUGCGAACACUCUCAGUGGACCUGGAGCCUGGAGGCAGUUUGCUGGAGGUUGAUUAUGGGCUUUUCAGAAUUUUGUAUUUGCCCACUUUGGAUCCACUAAAGUGCGGGGCUGGAUUACAGAAACACUGCAGAUCUGUGUACAGUACAUAUUUGUAUCUAAAAAAAUGUAUUUGUUAAGUCUUGCGUCAUGCUUACCCCUUGCAACAACAAGACAGAAUAUCUUAACAAAAACAUAGGUUUACAUAUAUAUACUUAAUAGUGCAUUAUGUGUAUGUAUGUAUGCAUAUGUGCAAUCUUUUUAAAGCAAUAUGUAUGGGAUACGACUUCAGCCGAAACGAAAACAACCCAGAGCAGGCUUUUUCCCCUCCUCACUUUUAUAACUGCUUGUGAAUCACCAGAUUUGACAGGAUUUCAGUAAUGUUCAUGCAGGAUGAAGCAUAUCUUGUUGAAUGAGUUCCACUUGAAAUGUCAUUUCAUUUGGAAACGCCGGAUAAUAAUCACGACAGCCCUCAAACCCCCUCCAAAAAAAACAGGCGGAAAAAAUAUAUAUCACUGGUUACCAUGAAAAGUGAGAUUUUGUAAUAUCAGGUUCUGUGAUUUUAAGACUUAUUGAAGAAUAGUACAUUUAUUUAUAUGGGAAUUAACAUCCUUGCUUUGAGCUACCUUAUGAAUCACUGUUUCUUGUCCUUUCUUUUUGUUUUUGUUUUUCUUUCUGUCUUUGACCCCAAUCUUUCCAGGUGACUUGCCUGGGU